This is a messenger RNA of Ailuropoda melanoleuca (giant panda), 2836 nucleotides long. It is a transcript of the gene WDR5, whose product is annotated as WD repeat domain 5. The coding region runs from base 321 to 1325 and encodes 334 amino acids. Gene Ontology annotation, cellular component: Set1C/COMPASS complex. Lineage: Eukaryota; Metazoa; Chordata; Mammalia; Carnivora; Ursidae. The record is from RefSeq and is a predicted model, not a curated record. Gene Ontology annotation, molecular function: histone binding. The transcript is spliced from 14 exons.
AGCGAGAGACCUCGGCUCCUUCCAGAGCGCCUCCCACCACCUCCAGUCUGGUGUGCCAGAGCCAUUUUGGGUGAUGGCAGAGACGUUCCCUACCAGCCUUCUCAUGCCGGUUUCUACCCACCCAGGUCCGUUUACCAAGCCCUUCAGACACACUGGCAGGUGCUGUGCCAGACGCUGCCUCUGAGUUUGGCCCCGCCCCUAGAAGGCAGAUAGUCCCCACUGUAGGUUUCGUUUAGCAGACGGCUCUUUGCACUGGGAGUCUUCGCUCGGAGCCGUGAUCUCCUCUGCCUGCGUCUCCCUGCCCGGUGGGCUUUAGAGCCAUGGCAACGGAGGAGAAGAAGCCAGAGACGGAGGCCGCCAGAGCACAGCCCACCCCUUCCUCCUCAGCCACGCAGAGCAAGCCUACCCCUGUUAAACCAAACUACGCUCUAAAAUUCACCCUGGCUGGCCACACGAAAGCUGUGUCCUCUGUGAAAUUCAGCCCGAACGGGGAGUGGCUGGCAAGUUCGUCUGCUGAUAAACUCAUUAAAAUUUGGGGAGCAUAUGACGGAAAAUUUGAGAAAACGAUAUCUGGCCACAAGCUGGGGAUAUCAGAUGUUGCCUGGUCGUCAGAUUCCAACCUCCUUGUUUCCGCCUCAGAUGAUAAAACCCUAAAGAUCUGGGACGUGAGCUCGGGAAAGUGUCUGAAAACCCUGAAGGGGCACAGUAACUACGUCUUUUGCUGUAACUUCAACCCCCAGUCCAACCUCAUCGUCUCGGGCUCUUUUGACGAAAGCGUGAGGAUAUGGGACGUGAAAACAGGGAAGUGCCUCAAGACCCUGCCUGCACACUCGGACCCGGUCUCAGCUGUUCAUUUUAACCGGGAUGGAUCCUUGAUAGUGUCAAGUAGCUACGACGGUCUCUGUCGGAUCUGGGACACCGCCUCCGGCCAGUGCUUGAAGACGCUGAUUGAUGAUGACAACCCCCCGGUGUCUUUUGUGAAGUUCUCCCCAAACGGCAAGUACAUCCUGGCCGCGACCUUGGACAACACGCUGAAGCUCUGGGACUACAGCAAAGGGAAGUGCCUGAAGACGUACACCGGCCACAAGAAUGAGAAAUACUGCAUUUUUGCCAAUUUCUCAGUCACUGGCGGGAAGUGGAUCGUGUCUGGUUCCGAGGACAACCUGGUAUACAUCUGGAACCUGCAGACCAAGGAGAUCGUACAGAAAUUACAGGGCCACACAGACGUCGUGAUCUCGACGGCCUGCCACCCGACAGAGAACAUCAUCGCGUCGGCCGCGCUGGAGAACGACAAGACCAUCAAGCUCUGGAAGAGUGACUGCUAGGCGCUGUGGGCGCCGCGGGGGGACCGUCAGGAAGGUGGCCGGGUGGCGGGAGCGCGGUGUCUGGAAGGCGCCCCUCGGUCUGGGCCUGGGGGUCGGGAGGGGCCUGGAGUCAGCCGCCUCUGAGGACGACGGGCUGUGUCUACCACCAGAAAGUUGAAAAGUUGCUGGUGACAUUUCUUGCCAAUCUCUCAUUGUCUGAGGAAGUUUCUAGUCUGUAUUGUGUUCAAAUGGAGUCAAAAAUUUUUAAUUUUUUAUUACAGAAGGGUGAAGUUCAAUUUAUCAUGAGUUGUGUUUUUUUCCAGUCAGUGUUCUGUAUCUUUGGUAUCUAAUUACCCAGUGCAGGCGGGGUGAGCCGCCGUGGCCAGUCCUGCCCGGCCCCCAUGGCCGGCCCCCUCGUCUGUGCAGCCAUGCUCUAGUGACACGGUCCGCGGUCACCAGUUCCUGCUGUAGUUGUGUCCAGUGUGUUUCGAAGUCUUUCUGGAAAAUGCAGAACACUGUAAGAUUUCCGUGUAAAAACCCUUUGUGUGGGAGUUCGUGGUCCCUGCGCGGACAGUGUGGCGUCGCGCUCGUAGCUCCCUGCGUCUCCCCCCAUCCCCAGCACGCGCGGCUGCGAGCUGUGACACAAGGUAGGGGUCUGUGCGACUGCCGUGCCGGCCUUCUCCCGCCGAGCCUGUACGCGCUCGGCCCUUCGAUGAAAAGUCUCCGAGGUGGCGGGAAGUUGAGGAUACCCGCGGGAAGGACUGGGCUCCCCUGUGGUUUGGGAGUGCGUUAAGGGGGGCCGGGAAAAAUGGGGGCAAGUGUAGCUGGAGAGGAGCCGGCCUCCCGGCUGCGUCCUGUCGAGCGCUGCAGCGGCCAGGGCUGGGCUGCGGGAGGCCCCGGUCGGCAGGCCUGGGCUCAGGCUGGGCUUCGGUCCCUGCUGCCCACCUGGGGACCCGCAGGCUCGCUGGGGGUCUUGGGGCCGGCACUGGGAGCCGCCGGCUCCGGCGGGCCUGCUGGUGUGCUUGGGAACCUCCAGCCCUGCGGUUGCCAGCCUGGGGCGGGGGGGAAAGCAGGGGUGGUGCUGGGAUUCCCAGGCCGGGGGACCCACCCCAUGUCCAACCCCCCCUUCGCCAGCCCCGAGUCCUGGGAAGGGGGCUAGAGGGCUACCCUCAACGGUCUCCCAGGGCCCCCUCCAGUGGCCACUGUUGGUCGGGUGACGCCGACCAUUCUAGUAGAAGGCAUUCCGUUUCCCUGGCCUCUCCUGGAGGAGGACAGCGCAUGGGCUGUCGGUGCUAGGGGAUCGCUGCAGUGACAUGCGGUCAGCUCGGGGGGCUCGGGGGGGGGGUCUGCUUUGCCACAUGUUUUGAUAGGAAGUGCGAAGGUGUCACAGCUCACCCCGGGGUGCAGAGGGGCGUGGACGCGGAGCGCUGUGCCCUUGGACAUAGUUUAUUUUUUCUACGUUUGAAUUCUCUGUUGUAGAUUUGUGUAAAAAUACAUUCUCUUUUAAAAAUAAAAAUUUUCAUGUCUUGUAA